CUCUUAAUCGAGGCAUAUUUGCAGGACUCACUGAUUACGUGGACUCUCUCCUAACUUAUAUCACGGAAGUCGUUCCGCUGCAAUAAAAGCACUCUUUCGAAACUUCUGCCACUAUCGCCCACCGCUACCUGGCAAGCUCUGAGGCUCCUCGCCCAACCUCAACACCUUCGGAAAUACGACCUAAUCCUGUCGACAUGAUGCCUCACUUCUCGGUGGAACCCACAAGUGCUCCGUCGAGUCACACAGCGCCCUUUGACGACAUUGACUUGGAACGUCAAUCCACGGCAGUCAACCCAGCUCCGCAUGCAGAACAUCACACUAAGCAUGGGGCAGUCGUCCGCGAUACCAUCAUCGGUUUCGCGGACGGGUUGACAGUGCCGUUCGCCUUGACCGCCGGUUUAUCGAGCAUAGGCUCCGCACGACUGGUGAUUCUCGGUGGCCUUGCGGAGCUCUUCGCUGGCGCAAUAUCUAUGGGCCUCGGUGGAUACCUUGCCGCUGUGACAGAGCGUAAGCACUAUCAAGUCGAGGAAGCACGAGAGAAGAUGGAAGUGAACGAGAAGCCUGAAGCUGAGGAGGAAGAGAUCUACGAGAUCUUUGCCGAAUACAAAAUGAAACGCGAAGUCGUUCGGCCGUUUGUGGAACACCUGAAGACAGAUAAGGAGACUUGGGUCAGAUUCAUGAUGGACUUCGAACUCCGCCUCGAGAAACCAGAAACAUCCCGAGCCUGGAUCUCCGCGGUCGUCAUGGGCCUGUCCUACUUCUUUGGCGGCCUGGUGCCGAUGAUACCCUAUUUCGCACUCCACCAAGUCAAUUACGCGCUAUUCGCUUCCAUUGGGAUCACGGUCGUGAUGUUGUUAUCCUUCGGGUAUGUCAAAGCCAUCUUCACGGGAACGGACAGGAAGACUGCAGUGUGGAGCGCGCUGCAAACUUUGUUCGUGGGAGUUCUUGCAGCGAGCAGCUCGUAUGGAAUUGUCAGGGGCAUCAAUGCGAUUCAUCCCGUGAGCGUAUGAGCGUUUAGGCAUCCUGCGUGAUU
Messenger RNA from Mytilinidion resinicola, 1033 nucleotides. Its product is annotated as vacuolar iron transporter. Gene Ontology annotation, molecular function: manganese ion transmembrane transporter activity; iron ion transmembrane transporter activity. Bases 195 to 1010 code for a protein of 271 amino acids. The record is from RefSeq and is a predicted model, not a curated record. Gene Ontology annotation, cellular component: fungal-type vacuole membrane. The transcript is spliced from 3 exons. Lineage: Eukaryota; Fungi; Ascomycota; Dothideomycetes; Mytilinidiales; Mytilinidiaceae. Gene Ontology annotation, biological process: intracellular manganese ion homeostasis.